Molecule: messenger RNA, 1626 nt
Organism: Danio rerio (zebrafish)
Lineage: Eukaryota; Metazoa; Chordata; Actinopteri; Cypriniformes; Danionidae
Source: RefSeq, a predicted model, not a curated record
CGGGGCUUGUGUUCAUUGUGGCCCAGGCGCAUCUGCAUGGCGGCUGCUGUUGACAUCAAACCAGCGGAACAUUUUCAUCGCAGGAGUUUCACAGCUUUUCUUUCCAUGUUUGUGCAUCUGGUUUAUCAUGUCUGGAUGGAGUAAAUAGCCUCGUAUAAUCUCUCCUACGAUUAUAGCUCCUAAAUCCUGUGAGAGUGUGGAUCUGUGUCUGAAUGAUGGAGCAGGAGCUGGACUCGGUCAGAUCUGAGGUCUCUGAAGGAGCGGUGGAUGAAGAAAACGCAGGUACCAGCACUCGGAGGAAGAGGAGGAAGCGGGAACAGCGUCCUGAAUCCAUCAUCGUGUACCGCUGUGAUCCAGAGAGAUCCGCAGGUGAAGGAGACGCUGAUGGAGCAGAGAGAAGCUCUGAGGAGGGAGCCACGUUUCUGAGUAACACCACUACUGAAGGUUGGUCUGUGCCUCCAGACAGCCGCUAUGUGACGCUCACAGGAACCAUCACACGUGGGAAAAAGAAAGGUCAGAUGGUGGACAUCCACGUCACGCUCACAGAGAAAGAGCUGCGCGAGAUGGCAAGAUCCAAAGAGCGUCUGGAUGCUGAAUGUGAUGCUGGUGAGGGUUCCAGUCGCUCCUGUGGAUUCGGCCUUUCUCAGGGGCCGCACAUCGUCCUGUGGAGCCUUUCCUGCGCUCCGGUCGUCUUCGUCCUGUCCUUCAUUACCUCAUUUUACUACGGUACUCUCACCUGGUAUAACAUAUUCCUGGUGUACAAUGAAGAGCGGACGUUCUGCCAUAAAAUCACAGUGUGUCCUUUCCUGAUCAUCUUCUAUCCGGUGCUGAUCGUGGCGCUGUCGGCGUCGCUAGGCUUAUAUUCAGCUGUGGUUCAGGUUUCCUGGGCCUUCAGUGAAUGGUGGAUGUCGGUCAGGGAUUUGGAGAAGGGUUUUUGUGGAUGGAUUUGUGGGAAGCUCGGGUUGGAGGACUGUUCGCCGUAUAGUGUCGUCGAGCUGCUGGAGUCGGACACUAUUUCCGGGAGUUUGCAGGGAAAGUCGCUGCAAACAUCUUCAGUGUGAAUACAAACCUUGUGAUGUUUAAAGGGAUAGUUCACCCUGAAGUAUGGUGGCCGAGAGAGCUUUACACGCUGCAGUUUACUCAAACAAAUUAAGAAUACACGCUGCAUUUUCUCACAACACAUGCAAAUAGCAAGUAACACAAGGCAGUGUUUCCUCUAGAAUUUUUUCCAGCUGUGGCGGCAGACUCUGUUGGCCAUUUUACACAGAUUUAGCACUACAUGUCAUGUCAUUAUUUCAUUGACAAAUGUCAUGGGCGCAGUAUUAAGCCGAGAUCGCAUUCAUGUAAUAGCCUACGAGCAUGUCAAUCUCUGCUUGAGCGCCGAUUUCCUCUGUUCGCACGCAAAACUUUUUGCGCGCCCGCAAAUAUACGCUACUCAAAUGCAGAUUUUCUUGCGCGCCCUCAAAUAUAUGCUACUCAAAUGCAGAUUUUCUUUCACGUCCUCAAAUAUAUGCUUCUCAAAUGCAGAUUUUCUUGCGCGCCCUCAAAUAUACGCUACUCAAAUGCAGAUUUUCUUGCGCGCCCUCAAAUAAACGCUACUCAAAUGCAGAUUUUCUUGCGCGCCCU